Hyphopichia burtonii NRRL Y-1933 is the source of this 1626-nucleotide messenger RNA. RefSeq names its product SET domain-containing protein. Gene Ontology annotation, molecular function: protein-lysine N-methyltransferase activity. Gene Ontology annotation, cellular component: nucleus. The transcript has a single exon. Bases 1 to 1626 code for a protein of 541 amino acids. NCBI's taxonomy places the organism in Eukaryota, Fungi, Ascomycota, Pichiomycetes, Serinales, Debaryomycetaceae. Gene Ontology annotation, biological process: peptidyl-lysine monomethylation. The record is from RefSeq and is a predicted model, not a curated record.
AUGCCAGCGACGCGUCAGCAAUUGGACACUUUAUUAGAGUGGGCAUGCGAGAAUGGGACCAAGAUCCAUUCUGAAGUAAACUUUGAAAUUGGGAUUAAUGGAGUUGGAGCCUACUUCAAUAAUAAAAGCGGAGGUGAGGUUGUAAUACAAGAACCAUUAAUAAGUGUGCCUGAAAGCAUUAUGAUCACGCCCAAGUUAGUGACAGACUAUUUUGCUACCACUGCAGAAGGGAAAAAGUUAAUUAAUAAAGUUAGUAGUGUUGAACUUUUUAAACUUUUUUUAAGUAAAUUUAAAGACGGAGAAUCCCAAGAAGAAAUUGGAAUUAAAUUUAAACCAUUUUUCAAGAUAUUACCAAGUGCUAAAGAUUUGAAUAUACCUUUUUUCUGGAAAGAGAAAGAAACUGCAUUAUUGCAAAACACGGAUGCAGAAUUCUUCUUACAGAAUAGUCUAACUCUGCUUUAUGAAGGAUGGGUGAAAAUAAGUCGAAUAUUGGGUGGGGACCCUAAGCAAGAGUUUAGUCUUGAUGAAUGGUAUAAAUGGACAGAGAACGAUUCGGGUGACUGGUUAGAUUUCCCAAGUUAUGUUUGGGCUAGUUGUAUAUUAAGCUCACGAGGAUUCCCAUCAAUUCUUAUUGAACCGGGAGUGAAGGAAGAGAGAUUAAUCUUGGUGCCUAUAAUGGAUUUAACUAAUCAUGUGAACGAUGCUCAAGUUAAAUGGAUACCUAAAUUUGAAAAUCAUACCAAAUUUAUUGAUUUCAAUGCUCUUGAUAAGUUCCCCAGUGGCAAACAAGAAAUUUAUAAUAAUUAUGGUAGUAAGGAUAAUCUAACUUUACUUUUCGGUUAUGGUUUCAUUGAUGAAAAUAAUAAAUAUGGUAAAACAACCAUAUCGAUGCAAUUAGAUUUGAAUAGUGUUAACAAAGCAAUAUCUUUAGGAGUUGCCAUACCAGAUAAGCCACUACAAACGUUCGAAAUCUCCCAUGAGCAGCCAAUCAAUGAAGUAUUUCUCGAUAUGAUGCAAGCUAAUUUAAAAUUGGAUUAUGAAAUAAGUUUUAAAACUCAUCGCACCAAGUUAGAAGCCAUCGAACAAAUGCUAUCAAUCUACGAAGUUAAAUUAAAUCAAAUGAAACAAAAAGAUGAUUUCAAAAAAGUCAAUAAUGCAACCGUAAUCAAAACCAUUAAAGGAUACAAGAAGUGCCAAAGAUUGUUAAUACAAAAAUCUUAUGACGAAUUAAACCGAUUAUUGAAAUCAAGCUUAAAAGAAAGUAAGGCAGUUUUAUUCAAGAAAAUAUAUGCCAAUGAUGGAGAAUUUUCGCGUUUGGUUGAAAACUUUUAUCAAUUUGCAAAUUUGGAAGAGUCUAAACACCAAGAUUAUUAUGAUUAUAUAGUAAUCUUGUAUAUAUUAUUAUCUAAAGAAGGUUGGAUUAAACAAAAACUAGGUCAAAUGAGAAAAAUCAUUGGUGAAAUAACUCCGGCCGAUGAAAUGCGGGAAAUAUACCAAAAUAAAAUGAAAAUUCCCCAAAUAGCAAAAGAGAUCACCAUUGACGAGUGGUUUAUUGCCGAUAAAGUGUACGAUGUAAUGGUUUAUACCAAGGUAUCAAAUGGAGAAACCUACUUGAUAAAUAAUUGA